This is a messenger RNA of Homarus americanus (American lobster), 1058 nucleotides long. RefSeq lists its product as uncharacterized. The transcript has 5 exons. Bases 109 to 987 code for a protein of 292 amino acids. Lineage: Eukaryota; Metazoa; Arthropoda; Malacostraca; Decapoda; Nephropidae. The record is from RefSeq and is a predicted model, not a curated record.
GUAACACUUCAGCCGCCUGUCAACAACUAUCCCGUCUCUCCAGGCCUCCCAAUCGUAUAAUAUCUCCGUGAUACUUAAAACACACAGACAAGAGGUGACAAGAGGAGGAUGAGCCCCGUGCAACAAGUGGUGGUGAUGGUGAUGGUGAUGGUGGUGGUGGUGUGGGCGGAAGCUAAGAUGUUUAUACUGGAGGGGCUGGGUGUGUGUGGUGAUGACCUGGCGAAGUUCCCCAUCCACAGCUGUAUCCUCUGUGCCACCCACUGUACCCAUAACGGACUGUGUGAAGGGUUCAGCUUCCAGAAGAACUUGGCCAACGAGAUGGAUUCAGCUGGUCAAUGUCGCCUCCACCAGCUGCUCACAGAACCAGAUGGCGCUUCUGACACCAUCUGUUACAAACCCGUUUAUCCCGCAACUCCUCCACCUCCGCCCAGUACUACUGCCGACCCAGCAGCGGUGACCACAACACUGUCGGCGUCACCAACAUCCAUGGCAGACAUCAGCAACACACAUACGGCAAACGUCAAGACCAAGGCAAUGUGUAACGCCAAUGCCGGUGCACUGGGGAUCUAUCAGGAUUCAACAUCGUUUUUCCUAAUUUGUAAAAACCAUCCCAACGAAUUACCCUUUAAUAUAAAUCAACCAACAGAUGAAUGCGUCAACACCGGGGACUAUAUGCAAUGUAUGUCAGUAACCUGCACGGGCAACAACAUCAUCAAUGGGUUUCGUCAAGCAACGUUCCCGGUGGAGGGCCCCUGUAGCAGUAAUUUCAUUGCUUCGAUAACUAGUCUGGACCUAACUGACUGCCACACUGUAUCUGGCGCCAUGCAGACCCAGCCAGCGAACUCAGAUGGCUGGACACAGUGGAGGAUCUGCCCAGGAGACACCACCAGUUUCUACGUCAUGACUGGAGUACAGGUCACUGACUUGGGUAGUGGUGAGUGGUCACUCGACAGCAUCACCUGCUGCCUCAUUCGGCGGCUCGUGUAAUUAAUACACACACCACCUGGGUAACCAUAUGUUCGAUGUGUGUGUCACUAUGUAGGUACUACCAUUACUAC